AUGGUGGAGUCUAAUUUCCAAAGCCGAACACUGGAAAUGGGAAUUGAAGAAUUUUUGGAUGGGGUCCAAUCUAAUCCCGACCUUGCCAACUUAGCGGCGGCUAUGAACAGGCAGAGACAGGCAAAAGAGGAAGAGGAGAGAGCCAAAGAAAAAGAGCAUCAGCGUGCGCAGAAACAAGGUCUACCCAGAAACAAAAACCCAUACUAUUCGGCGUCGGGCUCAAGCUCGAGUGGGGGUUCGGGCAGCGCGGGUGGGCAUACAUCUGGCCCCAGUGUAGCAUCCGAGUACCACUAUCCAUCUUUCUUUGGAAAGACGUCUCCACAGGCAGGAGGACAAGAUCCUAAAGCGACCAAAAAAGAUGAUCGGUUCUCUCGUGAGGCAGCUGGCCAUCAGCCAUUCGAUCCCAGCGACAAAAGCCGUUCUAAGCAGGCGGGAAGCAACGACGGGAGCAGAAGGCGAUCUUGA
Westerdykella ornata is the source of this 465-nucleotide messenger RNA. RefSeq lists its product as uncharacterized. Lineage: Eukaryota; Fungi; Ascomycota; Dothideomycetes; Pleosporales; Sporormiaceae. The coding region runs from base 1 to 465 and encodes 154 amino acids. The record is from RefSeq and is a predicted model, not a curated record. The transcript is spliced from 2 exons.